AAAUGGUUUGAUCGAUUCAAUUGAAUUAAAAAAAUUUCUCGUGGGUUUUCUUCCUCACGGCCGGCGCACCUACAACUUCGACGCGGCGCUGGCCUUUUCUUCUUCUUCCCUAUUUCCUCCCUCCCACUCUUUCUUCUUCUCCAGCAGCAGCACUCAUCCCUCCCACUCCUUCUUCUCCGACGGCAGGCACCAAUCCUCCCUCUCCUUUCUUCUUGUUCUUCUUCUUCAAUUGCAGCAUCAUUUCCUCCCUCUUCUUCUAGGGUUUUGUUUUCACAACAAGAGCAUCCCUUGUUUUGCCCUUCCCUGUCACCGGAGACGCCGGAGCUAGCCGAGGCCGCCUGCAAAGAGGGGAAAAGAAGCCCUAAUUGCUGCCCUCUCCUAGCAACAAAAGCAGCACCUUGCUGCCCUCUUUUCAAGCCGCCGGCAGAUUUCUUCCUUUCUUCCCAAAAGUCUCCUUCUUGUGCCAGCUAACAGCAGCCCCUCUUCUUGCUUCUUCCUGUAUUUCCGGCAACAGGGGCAACACCACCCACCCAACACUUCAACAGCAGCAAGCUGCCUUCCUCCUGUUAUUACAGCUUUUACGAUCACCAAUUAAAGGUUUGAUUGGCCUAAGGUUUCGUAUCAACGAAAUACAGGAAGAAGCAAGGAAGUUGCAAGAUACUAGGUCAAGUAGAGCACGAUGAUCCGCUAACACUCGAAACUUUACUGCAUAUAGAGUUGAAUCUGGUGACAAGGAGAACAACCCCAUCAAUGUCCACUGCACUUCUGCUCUCAGUGACUCGACGAGUGCACACCUCUGCGCCGCCACCUCGGCUCACCAGAUUUGUCCUCCGGCCGCCAAAGGCUGUGGAAGUAGAGUACUCCGAUGGAAGUGCCUUCCAUCUGUCAGCUGAGUUUCUUAGAGUCUGCAGUCCUGCUGUUGAUAGCAAGAUUAGAACGAUAGGCGGUGAGAAGGUCAUUGCUGGUCGCCGGCAUGUCGGUAUCAUGUCUGCAGAACCAGUGGGAAACUAUGGUGUCAGAAUAGUUUUCGAUGAUUUGCACAAGACUGGAAUAUACACAUGGGAUUACUUUUAUAAACUCGGCGCAAACAAGUUUACACUAAUGCGAAAUUACAUCAAGACAUUGAAGAAACAUGGCCUUUGCAGGGAUCCAAAGAGAAGAACAUGACAUGGAUGGUAGAGUCCUUGCUGAAAAAUUCACUUAGCAAACCCCAUUAGAAGACGACGCCAUAGGUGUCUUCCACUCCCUUUUAUUGAAACAACCAAACGAGUUUUCAUUUACUAGUUUUUGAAGAAACAAUCUGGUUAGCAAGGCGGUCCAAGGAAAUUGGAGACUGUAUAUUUCUCAUCAUAUUGCAUUUCUUUUAGAUUUUUUUUUUGUCAUUUUUUCCAUUAAGACAUAAAUUUUUUUUGUUAAAAUAUAAAUCUAAAUUUCUCAA
Molecule: messenger RNA, 1438 nt
Organism: Zingiber officinale
Lineage: Eukaryota; Viridiplantae; Streptophyta; Magnoliopsida; Zingiberales; Zingiberaceae
Exons: 6
Coding region: 751-1167 (138 amino acids)
Source: RefSeq, a predicted model, not a curated record